AUGUACUCGUUUUGUGCCGCAGUCAUGCCUGGGUACUGCUAUGAUCGUUUGAUGUCCGUAGUGAGGGAUUUAACUCACGAGCUGUCGAAGUCACCGCCAGCGCUCCCCGCAUGGCUGCACGUCGAUGCCAACACGGUUCCAGAGGUGCUCCAUGCCCUCCAAUACUGGACAACGGCACAGAAAACCACGAGGAAGACGCUCGCGCACCACACGUACCAAGAACCCGAGACCCACAGUGGCGGCGACGGCGGCGACUUUCGACGCCAGCUGCGGGACAGCCUCAUGGAGGAACGCAGACAGAUCGAGGCCAUGCUCCGGGGGCUCUCCGACACCCGACUACUCUCGCUGAAGUGGAUGCCCGAGGGCACCUCCGUCAGCGAAGGACGCGCUUUCGUCGAGUCGAAUAUGGAGAUGCUCGUGAACAGGAUGCAACAAAUGUGUUCCACCGGGAAGGUGCCGACCCACGAGCAAGAGUGGUACAAGCUCACGAAGACGUUUGUUCCCCCCGCUGAGUUGCGGGGCCGCCAUCCAGGCUUCGAGCAGGCAUGGACGACGACGACGCAGUGCGACGAUGUAGAACAGGCCGCGGCUGGCAAGUCAACUGACGUUGCGUUCACUCAGAUCAAUUCUCAAAUAGAGAAUGAGUGGCGUACCAACAUUACGCUUUUCGACUCUAACUGUGAUAACCCUAAGUACCAUCCCGGGGGUGACGGUUACGACACGAUGUCCGGCGACGUCUUCGAGCCUGUCGGCUGCGUGGAAGACUUUAAUCAGAGGAACAAAGAAGGUCCACAAGGCCCUGCGAAGAAUAAUGCUGACACGACCGCUUGGGACAUAUUCAGCACGUUCUUUGACGAGAUCGUGAACGCACUGAAGGGUCUCAAGGGCCACAUUACUGUAGAACUCAUCGCAGGGGGCCUGUCCGAGGAGCUUGCCAAGAUGCGGCUGGGAGGCGAUGGUACUCGUCCCGCGAACUUUCCAACGAAGUACACAAGAAUGUGGUUGAGUAACGUACCCGACUACACUCAUGGCCCGAUGAACAUUGCCCAAUACGUUGUUCCAAGCCUUCAAGAUGACCAACGAGCAGGUGCUUCGUGCAACUGUCUGUUGAACACAGGUGCCUGGAGGAACGGCGACGACUACUUCUACACGUAUACGCAGUUGCUCCCCCAGGAUGUGCCUCGCUAUCUUGGCUGCAGGGUCAUCCGUUCGCAAGCCGUCAUGGACGUCCUCGUUCUCGGGCCGCUGCCUCUGCCGCGUCCUCUGUCGGACCUUGCCUCCCGCGAUGAGCUCACGACGUGGCUCACCCGAGUCCUUUUCAACACCCUCAUCCCGGGCCGCACCUGCAUGCCCCCGCAGAACGUGCGCCUCCCGAACAACCUCGUCGCCUUCUUCGGUCUGCUCAUGCACCUCAACCGUGUCGGCUACCCUGCGCACUGGCUUUCCGACUUCCUCGGGCGCGUGCUCAUUGCGAUCACGAGCGCGCUGCCGGCGGGGUUCUCGUGCGAGCCGGAGGACAUCCUGGUGUGGGAGGCGAAGGUCACCGCUACCUUGCCGUUCUCGACAUUCAUGGGCUAUGGCUCUCAGUCUCCGUACGAGCCGGUGACCCGACUUCUCUUCUACAAGCCCUCCGUAGAUGUGCCCGGUACACUCAUCGGUGGAAUGCGUAGAAUUUUCGAGGGCACCGCGAGCCCGCCUCCAGGCACGUUCUUCGUCCUGACAGCGCAAGAACUGGUACAAUACGACACGCGUAUCCGGUUCCGACUGAGCAAGCGCCGUGUCGAGAGGAUGCAUGUGGAGAAGUGGAGCAUGGUAGCGUACCGCCAGGACACGGGCCAACAAGGUACGUAUUCGCAGCACCCUCCAAUGAUCUUGGAAGUCGCUGAGGAGAUGUUUCUCCAUAGCCACUCAUCCUGUGUCAGCUGUACAAUGGGUUCCCGUCAACGUGCACACGGAUGCUGCAUCAGCCCUUUGCGCGUAGCACGGGACGCGCUGUGA
Trametes versicolor FP-101664 SS1 is the source of this 1998-nucleotide messenger RNA. RefSeq lists its product as uncharacterized. The record is from RefSeq and is a predicted model, not a curated record. Bases 1 to 1998 code for a protein of 665 amino acids. The transcript has 8 exons. NCBI's taxonomy places the organism in Eukaryota, Fungi, Basidiomycota, Agaricomycetes, Polyporales, Polyporaceae.